AUGCAACAAGGGGGGAGAGAUGUAUUUGUGACGAGAGGCUUUGACACUUGGAGUAAAAAGAAAUCAUUGAAAGAUCAUGAGGGUAAAGUUGAUAGUCGUCACAACAAAGCAAAACAAAAGUGUGAAAAUCUAGUAAAGAAAAACCAAUCUAUUAGUGAAGCUUUCCAUAAGCAAACCGAAGUUGAAGCGAGUAACUAUCAAAUUCGAUUACGUGCUACAAUUGAUACUUGUAGAUUUUUAUUGAAAAAUACGUUACCAUUUCGUGGUCAUGAUGAGUCAGAUGGCUCUCUUUCUAAGGGUCUUUUCAUUGAACAAUUAUCAUUCCUUAUGGACCAUAAUGAAAUCAUUUAUAACGUUACUUUACAAAUCACUCCAAAAAAUGAAAAAUUGACGUCUCCGAAGAUUCAAAAAGAAAUUGUUCAAUGCUUUUCAAAAGAGAUAAUAAAGUUCAUUUGUGAAGAAAUUGGUAAGGAUGUGUUUGUUAUAUUAGUAGACGAGUCUAGUAAUGUAUCAAAAAAGGAACAAAUGACUAUGGUUUUGCGAUAUGUUAAUAUCCUUGGAAUUGUGAAGGAAAGAUUUGUUGGAGUUGUGCACGUGAAUGAUACAUCUUCUUUAACUCUAAAAGAAGCCAUUGAUUCAGUAAGAGGGCAAGGAUAUGAUGUAGCAAGUAAUAUGCAGGGUGCAUUUAACAGUUUGAAAGCAUUGAUAUUGAAAGAUAACCCUUCGACAUAUUAUGUACAUUGUUUUGCACACCAACUCCAGUUAGUGGUUGUGGCUGUAGCAAAGAACCAUGAUGGUGCUGAAGAUUUCUUUGAGCAAUUAGCUUUGGUGGUUAAUGUGGUGUGUGCUUCUUGUAAAAUAAAAGAUAUCAUACAGGAGAGUUACAAGGGAAGGGUUCAAAAAGAAAUUGGUAAUGGUGAAAUUGACACCAGAAGAGGUUUAAAUCAAGAGAUUUCUCUUGUUAUAGCUGGAGAUACAAAAUGGAGUUCACAUUAUAAAACAAUAACAAGUUUAAAGAAUCUAUUUCCGGAGGCAGUCAAGGUUCUUAAUUAUGUUCAAGGGGAGGGAUCUAGUUUACAUAACCAAAAUCAAGCGUACGGUAUUUUGUCAUAUUUCAAGACACUUGAUUUUGUGUUUUAUUUACACUUGAUGUUGGAGAUUUUUGGUCUCAUAGAUACCUUGUCAAGACAUCUUCAAAGAAAGGAUCAAGAUAUUUUGGAAACGGCUUCUUUGGUGAAAGUGACAAUGAAAACGCUAAAAGCUUUAAGAAAUAAUGGAUUUCCUUCAAUAUUGGAGAAAGUAUUUUCUUUUUGUCAGAAACAUAAAAUUAAAAUUGUGGAAAUGCCUGAAUGUUAUGUUACUCCAAGAAACCGUAGGACCAAGAUUACUAAUCAACAUCACUUUGAAGUUGAUAUUUUCAAAACGGUUUUGGAUAUGCAAAUUCAAGAGUUUGGGAACCGUUUUAGUGAAGUGAGCAUCAAUUUGCUAGAAUACAUGUCGGCUUUGAGUCCUUGUAAUGCAUUCUCUAUGUUUGACAAAUCAAAGUUGGUGAAGCUAAGUGAGUUGUACAAAACGGAUUUUACUGCUUUAGAAAGGGUGUAUCUUGAUGGUCAACUUGAAACCUAUUAUCACUCUUUGAUUGAUGAUGAGAGAUUUGCUAAUUUGAAGGGCAUUGCGGACCUUUCUCGUUUGAUGGUGGAAACUGGAAAACAUUGUUCUUUUCCUUUGGUUUAA
Messenger RNA from Lactuca sativa (garden lettuce), 1734 nucleotides. RefSeq lists its product as uncharacterized. The record is from RefSeq and is a predicted model, not a curated record. Lineage: Eukaryota; Viridiplantae; Streptophyta; Magnoliopsida; Asterales; Asteraceae.